AUGUAAAAGCGACAACAAACAACAAAUCCGGGGCUUGAAUACAAAAAGAAACGCCAGCCAACUUUGUCCUCCCCUCUGACACUUUAUCCGGGGCUGUAGAUCGAUGUCCGGAGCAUAAUUUCGCAUUUUUAUCCGCUGUCGUGGCAGAUUUUUACUCAUUUUGUAAUAGCCGCUUGCCUGUCGGUCUGUUGUUUGCCUCUGCUAGUGACUGGCAGGUUUGUUUACAUCGGAUGCCCUUCCUUUUCCCCUGUUACAUGACUUUGACAUGAUGGAGCUCACUGAAAACAAGUGCCAAACUGUAAUUAUGUAUAAUUUCAAAUGUGGCCUUUAAAAUUCAAAAAGUGAUCAAUAAUAGCUGUGUAAUAAUAAUAAUGUCUUCCAAUGGACAUUAUUUAGUCCAAAAUUGAUUAAUAGUUAAAUGAAUUGUGUCUUUUUUUUUUUUUUUAAUAAUUUAUUAGUUAUUCAUUUAACCUUUAUUUCACCAAGAUAGUUCCACUGACAUUCGGAACUAUUCUAAAUGUUUUAGUAACAAGUGAAAUUCCUAAAUGACUGAACCAUACCAACUUUAUUUAUAAAGCACUUAACAAAACUUUACAGCUGGUCAAAGAGCCAUACAAAAACAUUGAAUAGACAAAGACAACCACAAGUCAAAGUUACUCAGGUUAAUUAAUAACAACAAUUCUACAGCUCAUCUGUCAAAAGCCAGUAAGAAAAGGCACAUUUUUGGAGUGGUUUAAAAACAGGUAGAGCCAGUUGAAUGUCUAAUUAGCACAGCUUCAGUGAGCAAUAAAGUCAACUGUGAACGAUGAGCGGUCAAGGUUCAUGUGUAGAUAAAGGCAUGAACACCGUAUUAGUUUGUCAGGAGAGUUAUGCGUGUGGAGGAUCAGAUGAGGCAGCUUUUGAGUGCGAUGAAUGUGGGAGUCUGCAGUGCACUCGGUGCGAACUAGAGCUCCACCUACAAGAGAGGAUGAGGAACCACGACCGGGUUCGGAUCGCACCCGGCCAUGUGCCAUUUUGCGAUUCCUGCAAAGGGGAUGGGAGCUACGCCGGGAGCAACGGAAGACUGCGGGCCGCGGUGAGAUGCCAGGGAUGCAAGAUCAACCUGUGCUUGGACUGCCAGAAGAGAACGCAUGGAGGAGUGAAUAAGAAGAAGCAUCCUUUAACGGCAUAUCCUCCAGUUCAAACCUCAAAGGAGAACAUCGACGCAGACUCAGAUGCGGAGAGUCUCAGAGCAGCUCUAGAGAAGGUCACAAGCUUCCUAUUAGUCGACGAAAAGGAGGAGAUGCAAGUAAAAGAUGAGGAGGACUUUGUGAGCAGACUGGGCUGUGGACCAGAGGAGCUGCUCAAAGUUGUAUCUAUCUUUGGAAACACGGGUGAAGGGAAGUCCCACACUCUGAAUCACACCUUCUUUUUGGGGCGAGAGGUUUUUAAGACGUCCCCGGCUCAGGACUCGUGCACAGUGGGAGUCUGGGCAGCUCUGGACCCUGUGCGUAACGUGGUGGUCAUCGACACAGAGGGACUGCUCGGAGCUGGAGCCAAUCAGGGCCAGCGUACUCGUCUGCUGCUUAAAGUUCUGGCCAUCUCUGAUAUGGUGAUCUAUCGAACUCAUGCGGACCGUCUCCAUGAUGACCUGUUUAAGUUCCUUGGCGAUGCUUCCGAGGCGUAUCUGAAACAUUUCUCCAGAGAGCUGAAGGCCACGACAGCGCGCUGUGGUCUGGACGUACCUCUGUCCACUCUGGGGCCUGCUGUGGUCAUCUUCCAUGAGACUGUGCAUACAAAAUUACUGGGCUCAGAUAAACCAUUAGAAUCAGCUGACCGCCUUCUUCAGGAGCGGUUCAGGAGAUUGGGGCUGUUUCCGGAGGCGUUCAGUUCAGUUCAGUACAAAGGGACUCGAACCUUCAACCCUCCCACAGACUUCACAGGACUCCUGCGUUGUUUAGAGCUACAGCUUGAUAACAACAACACACGCUCCCCCAGAUCUGCCACUGUCAUCUACAAGGCUCUGCAGGCCCUGAGUGAGCGCUUCAAUGGGGAGAUCCAGGACGAGCACCUGAACAGCACCUGCUUCUUCCCUGAUGAGUAUUUCACCUGCUCCAGCCUCUGCCUCAGCUGUGGGUCUGGUUGCAAGAGCAGCAUGAACCACCUGAAGGAGGGUCUGGGGCACGAGGCCAAACAUCGAUGUCGAUACUCUGCUCAAUACGACAAUCGCAUCUACACCUGCAAGGCUUGUUAUGAGGGAGGGAAAGAGGUGAUUGUCGUCCCCAAGACCACUGCUUCCUCAGACUCACCGUGGUUUGGACUGGCCAUUUAUGCUUGGUCUGGUUAUGUGAUAGAGUGUCCAAACUGUGGCGUGAUCUACCGGAGCAGACAGUACUGGUACGGAAACCAGGACCCAGUGGAGACUGUGGUCAGAACAGAGAUACAGCACAUCUGGCCUGGGUGUGAUGGUUUCUUGAAGGAUCACAGUAACGCGGCACAGAGACUGUUGGAUGGAGUGAAGCUGAUUUCUCAGUCUGUCUCUGAGCUCAGCGUGACUCCGGCCAAAGCAGUGACAUCAUGGCUCACGGAUCAGAUCGCCCCCGCGUACUGGCAACCCAACUCCAGUAUACUGAAUUGUCAUGCGUGUAAACUGGAGUUUGGUCCUAAUGACACAAAGCACCACUGUCGGGCCUGUGGAGGGGGCUUCUGUGGGUCCUGCUCCUCUAAGUCCAGACCGGUUCCAGAGAGAGGCUGGGGUCUGGGGCCAGUGCGAGUCUGUGACCAGUGCUUCACCAACAGAGAAAUAUCCACAGAACUGUUGGACGCUGCACUGGAGGAGGACGGAGGGACCUUGAUCGCCCGGAAAGUGGGAGAGGCGGUGCAGAACACUCUGGGAGCUGUGGUCGGAGCUAUAGACAUACCUCUAGGUCUGGUGAAAGAUGCUGCCCGCCCCACGUACUGGGUUCCGGAUCAGGACCUCCACUCGUGCUUUGGGUGUCAGAGGGAAUUCAACCCGCGUCUUUCCAUUCAUCACUGUCGCUCGUGUGGGCAGGGAGUGUGCGAAGACUGCUCCCCCGAAAGGAGACCGGUGCCCUCUAGAGGCUGGGACCACCCUGUACGAGUCUGUAAUGCGUGUGGACAGAAACCAGGGGACCUAUAACGCUAAAGGGAGUAAUAAUGACAGACAGCAGGUGAAGUGUCUUGCUUAAGGGCACAGUACAAAACCACCAAUCUCUCAACCAAUUGGGAUACUGCAGACCCAAAGAAAAACAGGCAUCUCUAGGCAAUGAUUGACAUGGUGAGUUUGGCGGAGUGUCUUGCUCAUGGACAUGAUGACAGUACACAAUGACUUUAAAGAGCAUCAGACUCCCAACUAAAACUAUACAGAAUAAUACCAGAAACUGCAUAUCUGGUAGGUGAGAUGUCUUGCUCAAGGACACAAUGUCAGUAUGAAGUAUACAGUGUCUUUAGCUAGCAUCAAACCACCAACCACUCAAACCGAGCUACUCCUGUCCCCAAGAAAACAGGGAUCUUUAGUACUGUAAGAAAUAAAUAACAGGGCAGUUGGGUGGAUUGUCUUGCUUAAAGGCACAGUGACACAACCAAUAACCUCUCAACCAACUGAUUUACUGCUAUCUCUCAAUAAACAAGGGGGUCUGUAUUACUAGGAAGAGUAAUGCCAUGCAAAGUGAUGUGGGUAAGGUGUAUUGCCCAAGAACACAAUGGCACAAUGUUUGCCGCAUUGAACCCCCAACCACUCAGCCUACUUAGCUACCUACUGCUGCCCUCAAGAACCCAAGAAACCUCUAGCACAAAAGGCAAUUAUUAACAGACAAGAGAAGGCGGGUGGAGUGUCUUGCCCAAGGACACAAUGACAGCAUAUAGUGUCUUUUGCGAGAAUUAAACGUCAACUUUUCAACUGAGCUACUGCUGCCCCAAAGAAACUCAGAAACCAUUGGAUCUGUAACAUUAUACGGAAUAAUACCAGAAAUUGUAUUAUCUGGUGGUUGGAGUGUCUUGCCUAAGGACAUAAUGGCAGCAUAAAAUGUCUUUAACGAGCAUCGAACCACCAACCUCUCAAACUAAGCUACUGCUGCCCCAUUGGAAACCAGGGAUCUCUAGACACAAUGACAGUAUGCCGUAUUGAACCACAAACUUUUCAUAACCUUUCAGGAAAACCAGGUACAACAAGUGCGUGGGGAAUAAUGGACAAUGUAAAGUGAGUGACGUGUCUUGCCCAAGGACACACUGGCAGUAUACAGUGUCUUUACCACCAACCUCUCAAGGACAAAGUCAUGUUUCAGAACUGGCAUUACCUUAUUGGUGUUUUUGGUUUACAGGCAUUGAAAUUUUGUAGUUUUUGAUGUCAUUUUCAAACAUGUUUUAUAUAAGUUCUGCAAAAAUAUGUUGCGUUCAAGUUUUAGAAUAUGAUGUUGUUAUUUCGUUGAGGCAGUUGUGUGUUGUUAUGGUUGUUUAUGGCAGAAUGUUCAGCGGUUACCAUGGUGGCACAAUGCACACAUUAGUGAACACUGCCAAGCGUUUUCAAAUUUGUCAAAAAACUCAAGAAAAGUACAAAAUAGAUUUAAACAACACAUUUUCAGGAGGCUGAGAUCAAUGCGAGCGUUCAUGGUCCAGUUUAGGAGUUUGUGAGUGUGUGAGAGACUUGUUUAAAAGCACAAAUCAUCUUAAAUCAGUUCUUCCUGGUCAGAUUAUGUUAAAACAAAGCUCAGAUUAAAGUAAUUUGAGAACUUCAGACAGACCAGUGCCUGUACCUGCAAAGUAUCAAUAUGACGAUUUUUACCAAUUUACCAUUUUUGCCCUGCCCUACUUGAAACUCAUCAUGAAAACAGAUCAAAUAAAUUACUUUUUAACUACUUCAUACUACAAAUAUAAAAAAAAUCAUACAUUUUAACCAGAUAUUGUUUUGCAAAAUAACUUGACUCCCACGAACUUGAAUAUAGAAUUAUUUAUAACUUUUGCUUACAUUUUAUGCUUCCAAAUGCAACUGAAUAAAUACUGCCCCCUCUUGACAAUCCCCUGUAACUGCAAUGCACCUUCUACUGUCCAUCUCAAGUACAUGUCUGUAAGUUUACAUAAAAUAAAAUCUCAUUAAUAUCAGGUACAUUUAGGAUUUUUCGCCCUUGAAGUAUUGUUUCUAAAAGUUAUAAAAAUACAAAUAUAAAAUAAAAAAGUUGCAUUCCAAUGAAAACUUAACUGCCUUGCCCAUAGAAUAUGAAUUACUUCCUUAAAGGUGCACUGAGUAACCAUGGAGAUAGAUUGAAAGCCACUACAGCAAGUUACAGGUCAGAUCUGUUGGAGAGGCAAGCUCGCUCACAAUAGAAAUUCAUGCUUUUUUCGAUAUAAAACAGUAAUGGAAUGCAUCUCCGUGGAAACAAGCAGAUGGAAGAAAAGUUACACUGUGCCCUUUUAAAAGUAGAAUUAACACAUGCUCUUAGUUUUAUAACAGCAGAGGAAGUACAACUGGUAUGCCAUUAGCUGUCAAAUACUGGAGUUAUCACUAUAUAGAGGCCUUUUUAGAUAUUGCAAAAUUUAAUUAAAACAAUAUAUAUGUUAUUUGAAAAUUAAUAGUACUUGCAUUUCUUUUCCUCUAAAUUGUAACCUAGGUAUCAAAAAUGUAAAACCAAGUAUACUGUAGCAUCCUCAUUGUAAAAUAGGUUUAAAAAGGGAAACGGGAUUGGCUAGAGAGGCUCGUCCCUCAAAAACAUAGUUAGACUUUGGGUUUGAGGAGCGUAAUAUGUAACGUAAUGUAAGCAAUACUUAAAUCUUAAUGGCCUUUUAAAUAUUAUGUCUUUGAAUUAUUAAUAUGUGGUUUGGUAAAGCUGUUUGAUUUGAUGUUUGUUAUUGAAUACAGUGGUUCCCAAAUUGUACAUGAGAAAUACUGACAAAACAAUAUUCUGAUUGUGAGUGACAGGACUGAAAAAUGUAUGAUAUUUUCUGUAUCAUGCUUAAAGGGGAGUUUAAAUGCACACACCAACAUUAUGUAAAUCCUUUAUGUCCCUUUAUGUGUAUUAUGGAUUAAACAGAUAACUUAAUUGCAA
Boleophthalmus pectinirostris (great blue-spotted mudskipper) is the source of this 6038-nucleotide messenger RNA. It is a transcript of the gene zfyve1, whose product is annotated as zinc finger, FYVE domain containing 1. Lineage: Eukaryota; Metazoa; Chordata; Actinopteri; Gobiiformes; Gobiidae. The coding region runs from base 806 to 3139 and encodes 777 amino acids. The record is from RefSeq and is a predicted model, not a curated record. The transcript has 14 exons. Gene Ontology annotation, molecular function: zinc ion binding.